This is a messenger RNA of Suillus bovinus, 1915 nucleotides long. RefSeq lists its product as uncharacterized. The coding region runs from base 24 to 1637 and encodes 537 amino acids. The record is from RefSeq and is a predicted model, not a curated record. The transcript has 2 exons. Lineage: Eukaryota; Fungi; Basidiomycota; Agaricomycetes; Boletales; Suillaceae. Gene Ontology annotation, molecular function: protein binding.
CUUCAUUGCAACUUUCAAUUGACAUGCAUGUCUGUCUCUUGCCAACAGAGACCUUACUCCAUAUAUUUGCGAUUAUCCAUGAAGACUAUAACUCACUAAUAUCUCGUGCCGCACUUGCUGCUCUUGCAAGAACCUGUAUGACAUUCAAAGAGCCUGCGCUUGACACACUUUGGAAACAUAUUGAUGGAUUCGAGCCACUUAUCUUGUGCUUCCCUGAAGGUGUCCGUGAUAGAGAUGUGGAAGGAAAAAUGACGCUCACCAGACCUCUCUUCGCAAAAGAGUGGAGCACUUUUUCUCAAUAUGCACACCGUAUCCGUUCUUUGACUUUUGACUCCUCUGAGCCAAAUAUCAUAGACGACCGAAUUGUGCAGGCGCUCAUUUCUGCGCCAUCAUCCACACCGUUGCCGAACCUUUGUAGGUUGCAUUGGCUCGAUGACCAAGAAUGCUUCAUCCCAUUAUUGCGUUGCCUCCUUGUGCCAACUAUCAGGUCGAUAGAGCUGCGCUCUAAUAUUUCAGGAAUCCCCUGGUCACCCUCCUUUGCCAAAUCAGCAUUGUUAACUUCCCUCGUAGUUCGGUGUCCAUCCGUUCGGGAAUUCAAGUGUGUAUACCAAGGUGAUUCUGAAGACACUUCAGAUGUAAUAUCCGACGCCGUAUGUGGUUUGCGGGAGGUCUUCCAUCUUGAGGCAGGGGUUCUUAACACACAAGCGCUCCUUCACUUGGCUUCUUUGUCGUCGUUGAAGUCCCUGCACUUCAGAACAUACAAUAUUAAGAGCACACAAACCAAUGACGUUCCAAUCUCUCUCUCCCAAAUCAAUCUAGUACAAAUCGCUGCACCGUCGCUUUCUGUUCUGGCUCACUGUCUUAGAAAUGUCUAUUUCUUUUGCUGUCGAUCAGUUACGUUUGACAUCGAUUCAAACUGGGGGCUACCUUAUGAUCCACUGGUAAUCCCAGAACUCAUCAUCUCAUUAUCGGAGCACUUCUCUCCUGCUCUCGAAUAUUUCAGUUUCGACUUCGAUCCACCGUUCUUUUCCCUGGAAGACGAAGCCAUACUUGUUAAUCCCCGUUUUGCACUUACAUUCGAUGCAAUUGCCCCGUUAUUGUCCUUGAGUCACUUGACGAAGGUAGACCUCGAUUGGAUCUGCGCUUCGGCUAUCGAUGAUGCGUCACUCAAAAGGAUGGCGCAAUCCUGGCCUCUGCUCCAGCAAUUCUACUUUGGAAGUGGGUGCCGUUGGAUGGUCCCACCAUCUCUCACGUUCAUAGGAUUGAUACACCUUAUACAACAUUGCCGGGACUUGCGUAUCGUUGACAUGACUUUCUGCGCAUGCUCGGUAGACACCGAUAGCGAGCCGUUCUCUAAAACGAUUCCCAACAAGAAUAUCUCAUCAAUUUUUGUGGGGAUGUCUCCGAUUGUCGAUCCCAUUGCCGUGGCCUGUCAAUUACAUACGUUGAUGCCCAAUUUAACCGGCGUGGACCGCUUCGGAUCGCUCGAGGAAAUCCGCGUCGCACCACAAUUUCAAAAUUUUGAUGAGGAUUGGGCUCAAGUUGACGACUUCUUGACGGUGCUCAAUACAGGCGCAAAAAUGAGAGAAAGCCUAUCCAAGCAACCCAUGAGUGCCUUGACUCACCCUAGUGUUUAGACGUGGAUACAAGAUGGUACUAUAUAUUCCCAACGUCUACUGAGCACGUCCUCAAUUGUUUUAUACAAAAUUUUCUUACUACUUUCUUCACCUUGAUCAUCACAACCACAGCACUUGUUUGUUCUUGAUAAUCAAUACCAUGCAUACUCAAACCCUCCUUCAAAUUUACUGACUUUCCCAUAAUCAAGGCUCAGGUAUGAUAAAGGCCGUUCACGCUCUACCUAUUGCUUGAUUCAGCUUGAAGCGAGCGUUCUCUUAGUGGAGAAAGCUCAACUACC